Erinaceus europaeus (western European hedgehog) is the source of this 2913-nucleotide messenger RNA. It is a transcript of the gene ARHGAP44, whose product is annotated as Rho GTPase activating protein 44. Lineage: Eukaryota; Metazoa; Chordata; Mammalia; Eulipotyphla; Erinaceidae. Gene Ontology annotation, cellular component: cytoplasm; leading edge membrane; dendritic spine. Gene Ontology annotation, molecular function: GTPase activator activity; protein binding. The transcript has 22 exons. Bases 435 to 2729 code for a protein of 764 amino acids. Gene Ontology annotation, biological process: negative regulation of Rac protein signal transduction; regulation of actin cytoskeleton organization; positive regulation of GTPase activity. The record is from RefSeq and is a predicted model, not a curated record.
CCCCCUCCUAUCACCACCACCACCUUUGCCAGCGGGCCAGCCAGCCUGCGGAGAUUGCUAGGUCCCGGUGCCGGGCUGAGGCUGGGGCUUGAAGGGGGGCAGACAGCCGUGAGGACCUGGAGGGCGCCCGGGGCAGCCCCGGGUGUGACUAUGUAGGCGCCGCUGCACCGUCGAGCGGGAUGUUGCAGCGGGAGGUGGAGUAGGCGGUGGUGCCCUCCGUGGGGAGUCAGGCGGCUCCGGGAGGCUCCGCAGUGCCGCCGCCGUCACCCGGGAGGCUCCUCUCGGGAGCCAUGUAACCCUGCGGCGGACUUCCAGGCUCCUCCGUCCUCCCCCCCAUCCCCACCCCCACCCCAUCCCACCCCAUCCCAUCCCAUCCCAUUCCCCAACCCCACCCCUUCCCCGGUUUCCCGGACUAUCGCUGCAGCCCGGCCACGAUGAAGAAGCAGUUCAAUCGUAUGCGCCAGCUGGCCAACCAGACGGUGGGCAGGGCAGAGAAGACUGAAGUUCUGAGUGAAGACCUUCUUCAGGUGGAGAAGCGGCUGGAGCUGGUGAAGCAGGUGUCCCACAGCACACACAAGAAGCUCACUGCCUGUCUGCAGGGCCAGCAAGGGGCAGAGGCUGACAAGCGUUCCAAAAAAUUGCCUUUGACGACACUGGCUCAAUGCUUGAUGGAGGGGUCAGCUAUCCUAGGAGAUGACACACUUCUUGGGAAGAUGUUGAAGCUCUGUGGAGAGACAGAAGACAAAUUGGCUCAGGAGCUGAUUCAUUUUGAAUUGCAAGUUGAGAGAGACGUCAUUGAACCCUUGUUCUUGCUGGCUGAGGUAGAAAUCCCGAAUAUUCAAAAACAGAGGAAACAUUUAGGGAAGCUGGUACUGGACAUGGACUCAUCACGCACAAGGUGGCAGCAGACUUCCAAGUCUUCAGGUUUGUCCAGCAGCUUACAGCCUGCAGGUGCCAAAGCCGAUGCCCUCAGGGAAGAAAUGGAGGAAGCUGCCAACAGAGUGGAGAUUUGCAGGGACCAGCUCUCCGCUGACAUGUACAGUUUUGUGGCCAAAGAAAUUGACUAUGCAAACUACUUUCAAACGCUAAUAGAAGUACAGGCUGAAUACCACCGGAAGUCACUGACACUCCUGCAGGCCGUGUUGCCUCAGAUAAAAGCACAACAGGAGGCAUGGGUAGAAAAGCCUUCCUUCGGAAAGCCCCUGGAAGAACACCUAACGAUCAGCGGCCGGGAGAUCGCCUUCCCCAUUGAGGCAUGCGUGACGAUGCUACUUGAGUGUGGGAUGCAGGAGGAGGGACUCUUCCGAGUGGCUCCAUCUGCUUCGAAGCUGAAGAAGCUGAAAGCUGCCCUGGACUGCUGUGUGGUGGAUGUGCAGGAGUACUCAGCGGACCCCCAUGCCAUUGCAGGAGCUUUGAAAUCUUACCUCCGAGAGUUGCCAGAACCUCUUAUGACCUUUGAACUAUAUGAUGAGUGGAUUCAGGCUUCCAAUAUCCAGGAGCAAGACAAGAGGCUGCAGGCCCUGUGGAACGCCUGUGAAAAAUUACCCAAGGCCAAUCACAACAACAUCCGAUACUUGAUCAAAUUUUUAUCCAAACUGUCUGAAUAUCAAGAUGUAAACAAGAUGACUCCCAGUAACAUGGCAAUUGUGUUAGGACCCAACUUACUAUGGCCACAAGCAGAAGGGAAUAUCACGGAGAUGAUGACCACAGUUUCACUGCAGAUUGUGGGGAUCAUUGAACCCAUCAUCCAACAUGCAGACUGGUUCUUCCCUGGGGAGAUUGAGUUCAACAUCACAGGGAAUUAUGGGAGUCCAGUGCACGUAAACCACAAUGCCAACUACAGCUCAAUGCCCUCCCCUGACGUGGACCCUGCGGAUCGGCGUCAGCCCGAACAGGCCCGCCGGCCCCUCAGUGUUGCCACGGAUAAUAUGAUGCUGGAGUUUUACAAAAAGGAUGGCCUUAGGAAAAUCCAAAGCAUGGGCGUGAGGGUCAUGGACACCUCCUGGGUAGCUCGAAGAGGCUCCUCGGCCGGCCGGAAAACAGCCUGCGCCCCGCCCAACAUGCAGCCUCCUGCCCCUCCCGCUGAGCUUGCUGCACCUCUGUCAUCACCCCUUCCGGAGCAGUCCCCCGAAGGCCCAGCGGCAUCCAUGCUUUCUCCAUCCAGCUUGGGCCUCCAGCCUGGGGUUGAGCGGACCAGCACUUCUAAAAGCAAGGAGCUUUCUCCAGGAUCAGCACAGAAAGGCAGUCUGGGCUCCAGCCAGGGGACAUCCUGUGCAGGGGCACAGCCAGGCGCCAGCCCCAGUCAGCCGCCUGCAGACCAGAGCCCUCACACCCUCCGAAAAGUUUCCAAGAAGCUAGCACCAAUUCCACCCAAGGUCCCCUUCGGCCAGCCGGGGACUAUGACUGACCAGUCCGCAGGCCAGCCAUCCCCACUUAGCCUGUCCCCCACCCCACCCAGCACCCCUUCGCCCUACGGACUGAGUUACCCUCAAGGGUACUCCUUGGCCUCAGGCCCUCUCUCCCCAGCUGCGGCUCCUCCCCUGGCGUCUCCUUCUGUCUUCACGAGCACUUUAACCAAAUCGCGGCCCACCCCUAAGCCCCGACAGAGACCUACCCUGCCGCCGCCUCAGCCUCCCACGGUGAGCCUCUCCACCUCUAGUCCGCUGUCCACGGAGCAUCCAGUGAUAGAUGGCAUGUCCCCCGGGGAAAGCAUGUCUACAGCUGUGUGACAUGAGUGAUGCAGUUUUGGAUACGGUGUGAGGGGGAUUACCAGGAUCUUGUCCACUUUGAUAUCCCCUCCAUCCACGUAGAGCUCGGGUCCACACUCCGCCUGAGCCCCCUGGAGCAUGUGCGGCGACACUCGGUGACUGACAAGAGGGACUCAGAGGAAGAGUCAGAGAGCACCGCCCUCUG